AUGUUCGGCUUCGGCAGGCCCCAGCCCACUUCGGCCGAGAAGAUCGCGGCGAUUGAGAACGAGCUCAAGGUCGUUGCCGAGAUGCACUCUCGGAUGAUCAAAGUCUGCUCGGCCAAGUGCCUCGACAAGACGUACCGCGAGGGCGAGCUGUCCAAGGGCGAGGCUGUUUGCCUGGACCGGUGCGCCGCCAAAUUCUUUGAGGCUCAUCAGAUCAUCUCGGACCAGCUGCAGAAGGAAGGUGCUGCGCGCGGCUUUGGCGGUGGCAUGUAA
Messenger RNA from Thermochaetoides thermophila DSM 1495, 270 nucleotides. RefSeq lists its product as uncharacterized. The coding region runs from base 1 to 270 and encodes 89 amino acids. NCBI's taxonomy places the organism in Eukaryota, Fungi, Ascomycota, Sordariomycetes, Sordariales, Chaetomiaceae. Gene Ontology annotation, cellular component: mitochondrial inner membrane. The record is from RefSeq and is a predicted model, not a curated record. Gene Ontology annotation, biological process: protein insertion into mitochondrial inner membrane. The transcript is spliced from 2 exons.